This is a messenger RNA of Bufo gargarizans (Asiatic toad), 5758 nucleotides long. Its product is annotated as protein MTSS 1-like. The record is from RefSeq and is a predicted model, not a curated record. Gene Ontology annotation, cellular component: actin cytoskeleton; cytoplasmic side of plasma membrane. The transcript has 14 exons. The coding region runs from base 141 to 2084 and encodes 647 amino acids. Gene Ontology annotation, biological process: plasma membrane organization; cell projection assembly. Gene Ontology annotation, molecular function: actin binding; phospholipid binding. Lineage: Eukaryota; Metazoa; Chordata; Amphibia; Anura; Bufonidae.
CUCAGUGCAUUGCCGCGGCAUGAGAUCAGUGUGAGCUCUUCCUAUUAUCACUGGUUGUCUGUCGUCGUCUGCUGCUGGCAGGAGCCCGCACACCGGAUACGUGCACCGAGAGAGACGGGGCUCUGCCCGGCGCAGGAACCAUGGACGCGGGCAUGGAGAAGGAGUGCAGCGCGCUGGGAGGACUCUUCCAAACCAUCAUGAACGAUAUGAAGGCCAGUUAUCCGACAUGGGAAGACUUCAUCAGCAAGGCUAUAAAGUUACAGUCCCAGCUAAGAACCACGACCAUUGUAACGGGAUCGUUUUUGGACGCUUUUCAGAAAAUUGCAGAUAUGGCUAUAAAUACCAGAGGAGCUACAAAAGAAAUCGGUUCUGCACUGACCAGGAUGUGUAUGAGACACAGGAACAUAGAGUCUCGGCUGAAGCACCUCACAGUAGCCCUGAGUGACAGCUUAAUAAACCCCCUAGAAGGAAAAAUUGAGGAGUGGAAGAAAAUUGCAAGCCAACUUGACAAGGACCACGCAAAAGAGUAUAAGAAGGCCCGGGCCGAGAUUAAGAAGAAAUCCUCAGAUACAAUAAAGUUGCAAAAGAAAGUGAAGAAAGGCAAAGAUGAUGCUCGGAUGCAGCUGGACAGCGUCCUGCAGGAUGUCAAUGACAAGUACAUGCUUCUAGAAGAAACCGAGAAGAAGGCUGUGUAUCGAGCACUAGUGGAGGAACGAGGGCGCUUCUGCAUGUUCGUGUCGUUUCUCAAGCCAGUCUUGGAUGAAGAGAUUGGCAUGCUGGGAGAAAUAACUCACUUACAGACCAUCCUAGAAGACCUGACAAAUCUGACAGUUGAACCAAACAAACUGCCCCCUUUGAGCGAGCAGGUGAUACACGAUCUGAAGAACUCGGAUUACAAUUUCAUUUAUCAGACCCCACCCGCCUCUCCAAGUGGAACAUUAUCACGAAAGGCCAGCACCAACAGUAAUUAUCUGCAUGGAUCCAUAAGGCAUGUCCCAUCUAUGGACUCAAUCUCAAGCUCAAUGGAAACCCUCCAUAUUCGUCAACCUUCCACCAUAAUGCUGGAGACUAUGUUCCAGGAUCCCAAAAUGGUGAACAGCAGUCCACAAGUAUCUCCCAUUAGUGGACCCAGUGGAGAGAAUGGCAGUUUCAAAUCAAAUCUGACCAACGAUGGAUUCAAGGCUCCACCACCAGUCAUGGCUAAGCCAAAACUUGCACGUGAUCACCUAGCUUUGGCUUUAAGUCAAGGCCUGAACUCCGAAAUCCAACUUAGCCGUGAUUCUUUGCAUUGCUCCAGUGGGUACAGCACACAGACUACUACCCCUUCGUGCUCCGACGACACCAUUCCCUCUCAUGCCUUAAAGAAGGAACCCUCUCUUUUUGUUGCAGACUAUGAUUAUAUCUCGCUGCAUGGAGAACAAGAAGAAACCGACCAACUGGAUUUCGACAAGUCAUCUACGAUCCCCAGAAAUAGCGACAUAAGCCAGAAUUACAGAAGAAUGUUUCAAGCCAAGAGGCCCGCGUCAACCGUCAGUCUUCUAGCGGAGCCUGACCCGCUUGUCCGAUCACCUUACGUUGCCACCAUAAAAAGGAAACCUUCCAACAAGCCAACCAUAAGGAGAGGCACGAUCAGCGGCGUUCCGAUACCUAUCCGAACUCCCGUGGUGCCAGUUAUGACCCCAACUUUACCAUAUGCUCCCGCAAACCCCUUUGGUGAGAGGACAAACAGCAAAGAUUUCUCUUCUACCCAGGAUCAUAGAUCAGAUCUCGGCCAAAUAAAGCCAGGGCUGUGUUCUUCUGCUCAAAGCCUCAACGCCAUACAAACAACAUAUUGUGCCUUUAUACCUAAGCAAUCCUUUUCCUAUUCUCAAGGGAUCAAUCCGCUGCCCUUGAACACACAGAAAGCGUUUGCAAGCAGCCCAGGACCAAUAGAUAGCACACCGACACCCGCUGCCAGUGAAGCCACCAGCGUCAGCAAUAAUGAGGCGGUCGUACACCAGGACGAUAUGCUCUCAAUGAUAAAGCGUGGAGUGAAGCUUAGAAAAACAAUCAGCAAUGAUAGAUCAGCCCCGCAGUUCAAGUGAAGCAGGUUGCCUCGCUUGCCCUUUGCUUCGGUUAAAGAGACGAUAUUUUUAUUACUAUUAUAAAGACUUUACGUUCCGAUUGUUUCUGGUCAUCGGCUCGGCUAGCUGCCAUGAUGCAGGGUUCUGUUCGCUCUCGGUCUGUACCUACAUUUAUCUUCCAGGAUUGUUUUAGUUUAUUUUUAGCCUGCUUUUUAUCUUAGUGCUAUGUAUUUUAGAGGAUUUAUUUCGCUUUGGAUCACUUUCUAGCUCUCAGGCCAGAGCCGUGAUGGCAAAGUGCCUUGACCCAGGUAGAGCAGUUUGAACACUGUUGUCUCUGCUUGAAUCUGAAUGUUUCUUUUUAGACACAAGUCGUUCCCUGGUGUCGUCUCAAGUCUUAGAGGCCAGAAGAAGUCCUGUUCCCAUCCUUGUCUUUCAUGCUUUAUUUUUUAUUUUUUGGUAGAUUUGCAGGACUGGCUUCCUGCAGCCCUCAAUGAGCAGACGUGUUGCUUUACAGUUGAGUGAUAGUAACCUCUAGAACAGUGGUCGCCAACCCCAUGCUGCACUGGCUCGUAACCCCGUGCUUUGUCAGUCCAGAGUUAAAGGGGUUGUGUCAUCUCGUACAUUGGCGGCAUAUCACUAGAAUAUGCCGCCAAUAGGUGCGGGUCCCACCUCUGGGGCACGCACCUAUCUUUAGAACAGAGCCCGCAAAGUGAAGGCGGGUGCACCACGCACACGUGGCCACCCUCCCUUCAUUUCUAUUGGAGUGCCUAUAAUGCUGGGACGGCUGUUUCCGGCAUCCACAUAGAAAAGAGUGGAGCAGUGGCGCGCUGUUUGGCUAUUUUCGGCACUCCCAUAGAAAUGAAUAGAGGGAAACUGCGCAUGUGCGGUGUGCCAUCCUUUACUUUGUGGUCUCCAUUCUAAAGAUAGGUGCACCUAUCAGACACUGAUGCCCCAAAUUUAAUAUGUGUCUCUUUUUAUGUGGCUUCCGACCAUGGCUCACAUGGUGCUAAAGGUUGGAGACUACUGCCCUAGGAUACGCCAGCGGUUACUGUAAUGCCGCCAAUAUGGGGCCGUAUUUAUCACACUUAAUCAAAAUGCAUUGUGAAUAUUGUACUUUUUUUUUUUUAUAUAUAUAUAUAAUGCCACCUUUUGUGUUGCCCACAAGUUGGAUGCCAACAUUACACUUGAAUUAGAAACUGGUUACUGUCAGAAGUAUGGGAAGUACAGUGUAUAGCCAAUUUUUCUUUGUACAGAGAUGCACCACAUUAAAGCAGAAUUAUUUAUUUAAGAGUUACUUUAUUCUUAUUUAAUAAUCAUACUGACUACUUUAAGUGAUCUUUAGGCUGCAGUGAUUGGACCUGUGGCCAGCGAGUGGCAUGGCGGCACACAGUGGUGCAGUCCAGAUAUCCCAGUGAGCUGCACUGCCCGGUGCAUGACUGUGAGCCGUGACACUAUAGACUUUCAUGUUCUAAACUAGUCUCUUCUCCAGAAAUGUAUUCUAGAGUCCGUUCACCAUUAAUGUAGUAUGGAAACGGGGGUUACAUGCAGGCUAGCUGUUUGUACGUGACUUUGUGCAUCCUUCUUGGAUAUACACAUGAUAAAGCCACCCUUACAAUAAUUCUUGUGCUGGCUGCAGACAUUAUAUAGGACUGUUCAGAAGAUGUGCUAUGCCACUCGGUUUGUGGCAUUUUGUAGCAGUAGGUGUACAUGCGAUGUGAGCUUCAGUCUGCUUGCAGAUAAGUAAGUUACUGCGGAACGGGUCAGAACCUAGGGAGAAUUCAGCACGAGUUAUGUGAUUGGGUAGAAGAGAUUGCGUAGUGGCAUUAAGUACCAGGCUGUAAUGCAAUGUAUAAAGUUGAUCUAGUGUUUGCCACCUGCUGGUCAAAACUGGCAAGUACAGAAGACCCUAAAUUGAUCUUAUUAUUAGCAUUAAAGGGAUUGUGCAAAGUUUCAAACUUAUCCAAAGAGAGUAAUCGCUAGGGUCCAACUACUAGAACCCCCUUUUAAUCAUGAGAGCGGGGGUCCCGUGUUUUCCGUGUGAAUAGAGCUGUACUCCAUUAGAGAUAGACGGAGCAGCUGUCUACACCCAACAUACUGAAGUGAACUCAUUACCGGCAUUUGCUGUGAGCUGCAAAAUCAUAAGGAUUAUAAUCACAAUAAUCUGUAUGAAUUCCUAAAGCUUAAAGGGGUUUUCCAAGUGUUUCGUGCUGAUGACCUAUCCUCUGGAUAAUACAUCAGUAUCUGAUCAGUGGGGGUCCGACACCGACACCCGGCAACCCCGCCGAUCGGCUAUUUCAAUAGGUUUCAAACUCUGGUGAGCCCUUCAUCUGUUGUAUUGUGGAUGGGCUUGAUAUUACAUCUCAGCCCCUUCGCUGGGACUAUGCUCCGCCUAAGCCAUGUGACUGAUGAGCGUGACGUCACUGACCUAGGAAUUGACAACCCCCUUAAAAAAAAAAAACACGGGCUCAUCAAAUUUUUAAGGACACUGGGAAAAAAAAGUGCCCAAUUUUUAUAAGCUGCCCACAAAUGGUUGGCACGAGGGUUAUAUUAUCACAACAUUGCAAUGGCAAAGAGUGGCACAGUCUCCGAUAUAUAGGCUCGGGUUUGUUCAGCUUGAAAAGUGACCAGGUCCCCCUCCCAAGACUAUUGGGUUUAUUAGACCUUUCAAAGCCUAUUUGGCAAUUUGCACUUAAAGGAGUUUUGCAGUGCUUAGAUAUUGAUGACCUCUACAGAUGUUUGAAGGGGUAGAGGCGCCAGUGCGAGGGCUGCUUCCGCUUCAAAAUUACCUGUGUGCCAUCUCAUUUUCAGAGGCGGCGCAGUGUGAUUACAACUGCUCGUCCCAUUCGCGUGAGCAGUUGUAAUUGCGCUGCGCUGCCUCUACAAGCGAGACAAUGUGUGGUUAUGAGGCGGAAGCAGCCCUCACACUAGAGCCGCCAUCCCUUCAAACAGCUGAUCGGCGGGUGUGCCAGAAGUCGGACCCCUGCUGAUCCUGAGCAUAGGUCAUCCAUAUCUUUGCACUGUGCAACCCCUUUAAGAAGCCAUAUAUCAGUUUAGAAGCAAUGACUAACUAUAAAUCUAUCUAUAUAUAUAUAUAUAUAUAUAUAUAUAUAUAUAUAUAUAUAUAGAUAUAUAUAUAGAUAUAUAUAUAGAAGAAUAAAUACACCGCAGCACGUCCUUAAGGUGAAAAUGUGGGAUCCUUUAUUCACCCAAGCAGCGACGUUUCGGUCCGCUUGCUGGGACCAUUUUCAUAUAUAUACUCCCAGAGCAGUUCUUUAUAAAAAUAUAUUUAAAAAACUCUGAUAUGCUUCAUCAUCUUCAAAAUAUAUUGCACUGUGAAACGUAGAGAGACCUGGGAUUAUAUUUUAGCCUUCGCAACGCAUUUUUUUCUAAUUUUAUUUUCGCAUUUUUGCUUCUCAUUAGUUCACCAUAUCCAAAGUCCCAUUGUCAUUCGGAAUAUGGCAAUCUUAUGGAAAUGAAAUUCUAACCAGUUUCAGCAGUUGCCUAUCAAUGAUUCUGCUUUGUUUCAAAAGCUUUAGACGCACCCUGCACAAUUUAACGCAACUGUGGAAGAAAAAAAAUUAAAAAGAAAGACGCUUGUGUUGAUUUUUCCCUGUCACUUGACGUUUAUAUAUUUGUACUUUGUCAAAUCGUCUUGAAUCUUGCUUUAAAAUAUAUAUAUAUUUUGUGUCUCUAAA